UGUCCAUCCCUCAGGGAACACUGAACUGCCUGGAGUGUGACUCAGGCAAGCUAGGAAGCUGGGUCCUUCUGUAUUUGAAAGUCCUGCCGACCAGUGAGCACGUUUCUGCUGAGAACUUCUCUUGGGGCCUUUUAGGCCAUUUUCUCCUUAUGCAGCUGCGAUUUCUCCACAAUUCCAUCUGAGAACGAAAUAUGCAGGACGAGUGGACAGAAGAAGAAAUGGUCAGCUCUCAGGGAUGGCUGACCUUCCAGGACGUGGCUCUAGAAUUCUCUCAAGAGGAGUGGGGAUGCCUGAACCACAGCCAGCGGGAACUGUAUGCGGAUGUGAUACUGGAGGUCUAUGGGCACCUCCUCUUCUUAGGUCUCCUUGUAUCAAAACCAGACCUGGUCAUCUUUUUGGAGCAAGAGAAGGAGCUGCAGGGUGUGAAGAGAAAGGAGACAGUAACCUCACACCCAGGACACUCCUUCAGCUUCAGUGUAGGUCCACCACUCCCACGGUGA
Molecule: messenger RNA, 500 nt
Organism: Suricata suricatta (meerkat)
Lineage: Eukaryota; Metazoa; Chordata; Mammalia; Carnivora; Herpestidae
Product: putative protein ZNF720
Exons: 4
Coding region: 192-500 (102 amino acids)
Biological process (GO): regulation of DNA-templated transcription
Source: RefSeq, a predicted model, not a curated record